Molecule: messenger RNA, 840 nt
Organism: Eimeria mitis
Lineage: Eukaryota; Apicomplexa; Conoidasida; Eucoccidiorida; Eimeriidae
Source: RefSeq, a predicted model, not a curated record
AUGACGGCUUCUCAGGCGCCCGAGGCGGCCCCGCAUCUGGGCCGCCAUUCAGCUCGUAAGAAAGAUGAUGGGGGAAAGAAAUCUCGCAAAAAAAGGAAAGUCAACACAUGCGAACAAGAGCAGACGUUUCCGUCAGACUCUGACAACGUAGAGAGGGCUCCAACUGGCCUUUCGUCGGAUCCCUGUGUCGAGCCUCACAAACCUGCUAAAGUAGAUGCAGAGAAACCGCUUACCAAAAAAAAGAAAUCCAAAAAAGCGCAUGCAGCAACUAAAGAGAAGGAUGCUGGAGGUGUAGUGGCCUGUGAGCCAGAGAGCUCACUUGCUGCAGAAGGAACCGACGAAGAGGAAACAGCAGCAGCAACAGCAGAAAAGGAGUCGGCAGAGGCAGGCACCGAAGCAGAAGAAACAGGAUCAGAAGACGAACAGGCCGCUUCAGAUGCAGAAGAAGCAGCAAAUAAGGAAGAAAAUGCAUCAGAGGUUAUUGUGUAUAGACAGAAUGAAAUUAUCGAUUCAUCUCAAAGCUUUAAGGAUUUCGCAGCGACACAUUUAGACAGAAGGCUUACCAAGGCACUCAUUGAUGACCUAAAGCUCCAACAUCCAACACAUGUCCAGUCUAAGCGGCUGCUGCAGUUGCAGCAGCAGCAGCAACAGAGGGGAGAGACUGCCGAGCUUCCCCCCCUCUGUGCUCUGGUCUUGGUUCCGACGAAGGAGCUCUGCAUUCAGGUUUAUGAUGUUCUGACGUCUCUUCUGAAGUAUACUAAGGACGUUGUGACUGUCUCGCAUACGGCCAGCCCAGCUGGGGGCCCCGGAAAGCUGUUAGGCCCCCCCACGGUGAUGGUA